AUGAAACCUCGUAAAUGUGAAAUAUGUGAGUCGCCAACGGCUAGAUCAAUUCAUUUUGGAGCACGUGCAUGCAAGGCAUGCGCUGCCUUUUUCCGUCGAACAGUUGCCUUGAAUGUUGUUUAUGAAUGCAAGGAACCGACCCCUUGUGUAAUUCACUAUGGUAAGCAACAAACUUUGGAAAAUAGAACAUUGAAUCAAAUUAACUUCACGUUAACAUUAUUAAUCAAUAUUUUGUAUUUACCUUUUCUCAUUAUUACAGAGAAGCGUAUGUGUUGUAAGAAAUGCCGCUACGACAAAUGUAUCGCUGCUAAGAUGUGCCGAGAAUUGGUGAGAUCCACUCGAGGAUCUGAUCGAAACUCUUCACACACUCCUAAGGACUGCGAAGCGAGUGUUCAGAGUACAUCUUUUGACUACAAUGGUUACACGGAACCAACAAUGUUUCCCUCUCCACCUACGCAUCUUCCAGAUCUGCCAAGGAUUACCCUAGGGCAGAAAAUUGUAAUCAGCCACGUUCCAUUCGCAGACGGUGGUAAAGAAAGUCGCAGGCGAGUUAUUGACCACUACAAACGGAUUGAAGCGGAGCUGAACAAUCGGCGAAGAAUUAUGUACACUGACACGAAGAUGAUUAACGUUUUCGCCACAAUGUGCGAAUGUCCCUAUGAGAAGAAGCAUCUUAAACCUUUGAACUACAAGGAAUAUGUCGGAAAUUCGCGGUCAGAUUUUAUUAUGCUAUACGAUUAUACCAUCGCUUUUAUGGAGUUCGACGAGCUGCAACCAUUUGAGAAGCAAGCGGUCUAUCGGUACGUCUGUGGUGUGGAUAACCUGCUCAACUCAGCAUAUUUCACUUGCUGCCUUGCCUAUGAAGAGAAGCUGAUGGUUUUGAACUCGUGUGAAUACCUCUGCGUUGACCCCAUGCCAAUGACUGGCGAUGAGCCAUGGGCACAGCAUUUGUUCACUAAUAGCGAAGACUUGGAUAGAUAUAAAUCAAUAAUACCACGAAAAGCGGCACUGUGGCAAAGUUUGGUAGUUCCAUUUCAUGAUCUCAAUCUUCAGUUUGAUGAGUUUUGUCUACUGAAGGCACUUGUCACUAUAAACUCAGCGAAAGUGGGCGGCGAGUAUGCAGCCGACAGCGCAACCUCCUCAUCAGAUGUCUCAAUGAUCUCGCCUUGGAACGAUCGAGUCAUCCAGAAGAAUGGAUGGGAAACUUGA
Messenger RNA from Strongylus vulgaris, 1209 nucleotides. The record is from the annotation of a GenBank genome assembly. Lineage: Eukaryota; Metazoa; Nematoda; Chromadorea; Rhabditida; Strongylidae.